AUGGAAGGACGUAAGAGAAGAAGACGUGGGGACAGUAAGUGUUUAAACGUUUUUCUUCUGUAGAACCUUUGUUUUCAGACUUUUCAACAUUUUUUCGUCUGUCGGGAGAAAAAACUGAGUCCGACGAUUCUUCUGAAUCGGAAGGUGGCCAUGAGGAAAUUAUAGGCAUUGAUGUGAACUGCCGAUCGGAUUCUUCGAUUUUAUCAAGCUCGGACGGCGAAAACACCGAUGAGUUUCCAGGUUCGAAUAUGAACUCGCAUGAAUAAAUCCAUUGUUUUCCUUGCAGAAACCGUUGAGCGCACUAUUUGGGACCAAAUGGAUAUUUCGUCGAAUGAAGGCGAGCAAGAUGAUCGAUCAGUCUCCGUUGACUAUCGUUUGAUUGCUUACGUCAAUUUCUACCUCGACGAAGGAAUUUCGGCUGGCACAAUGAAAAGAAUGGACUCGUUAAUGUGCAUAAUAUAUGGACAUGAGUCGUCUGUAACGGUGAGUAUCUCAAAUCGAUUACCGCCGGAACUUGCGACGGUUUUUCAGCAUAAACACGUUCUCAAGUGGAUUAAAGAAAGAGAGAAAAGAUUUGUGAAGGCGAUCCGGUAUUACUGCAACAUGUGUGGUGUUGAAAAAGCAGGAAAGCGUGAUCGUUGCGUUCAAUGUCGCAGGUAAUCAGUUGACAUUUGAGUAAUGUUCCUUCUCCUAUUUACGUAGCCAGUUAUGGGAACAAAAUUAUUACUAGGCACCAGUCCGUUCUGUUGGGGACGGCCACCUUUCUGCACACACGAUUCGAAAAUCAACUGGAACUUGUGUUGAAAAACAGAGGCGUGGACAUUUUGAACGCUCAUGACAGGAUUAGAGCUGGCGCGGUAUGUGAAAUUAGUGCGAUAUGUUCAUUUACACCACAUAGUCUUAGAAUGAUUUCCAGCCGCACGACAUUCGACGUUUUCGUGGUUACCAGCAGAUGAUUGAAACGCAGGAAGAGUCGCAGAGAGGGGUUGUCAAUUUGAUAUGCACGCUCUCCUCUGAUGCAGCACGUUUUCGUCGUCUUUCGAAGUAAGUUAUGAGCCCACAAAUCAGAUUAGAUUCGAAAACCGGUGCAUGAUUUCCAGACGAGAAGCUACACCCGUUCUCUUGCGUUUGGAAGGACUCAACCUAGACGACAAAGCUUCCGGAAUGUCUAUGUCUCUAGUAGGUCUUGUUUUCGCAGAUGGAGGCGUAAAGAAGCAUCUUGUUGAUGAGUUUGUCGAACUGUGAGACUGACCACAUCGUCCCCGCAUCCUGAUUCAAUAGUUUCAGUGCCUGCAGUUCUGUUACCACUACAACUAUCUCCGUCACUUUAUCGGCUAGACGUUUCGAAUUCAGAAUAGUCAUCAUGGGCUAUAUGGCCGAUAUGAAAGUAGUUAUGUAUGCGACUCAACAGUUACUAAAACGUCUUGACUUACAGGAACAACACUCUCUUUGCAUGCUACCGAAUUGGCAUCAGCUGCAAGGUUGCUCCAAAUGUUUAACUACUGGGAAAAAGAAACAAAACGGUACUGUUUCCUACAACGACUUUUUUUCGAUCACCAGCUGA
Caenorhabditis sp. 36 PRJEB53466 is the source of this 1564-nucleotide messenger RNA. NCBI's taxonomy places the organism in Eukaryota, Metazoa, Nematoda, Chromadorea, Rhabditida, Rhabditidae. The record is from the annotation of a GenBank genome assembly.